This is a messenger RNA of Podarcis raffonei (Aeolian wall lizard), 1605 nucleotides long. RefSeq names its product sperm-associated antigen 5-like. Gene Ontology annotation, biological process: cell division; regulation of attachment of spindle microtubules to kinetochore. The coding region runs from base 222 to 1496 and encodes 424 amino acids. NCBI's taxonomy places the organism in Eukaryota, Metazoa, Chordata, Lepidosauria, Squamata, Lacertidae. The transcript is spliced from 14 exons. The record is from RefSeq and is a predicted model, not a curated record.
UCUUAACCCUUUGCUGCCUGCAGGUAUGCAGGAAACUGGAGAACGCAACACAGGAGCUGGUUGAAGCCUUGGGACGUGGAAAUGAGCUGACUGCAGCCAAGAUUCACCUGCAGACAGAGCUGGAGGCUGCGAGGCAGAAGGGGACCGCAGCCGAGAGCCAGCGCGAUCGGCUGCAGGAGGAGAAGGAGAUCCUCUCCCGUCAGCUGUCAGAGAAGCAGGACAUGAUCCUGAAGCUGGAAGAGGAAGCAGCGCGGCUGUCCGUGGAGAAGGCGAGGGCAGAGCAGGAGCGCGACGAAGCCCAGCGGGAAGCUUGCGAGACGGCCGAGUGCCGGGAGUUUAUAGAUCUGGAAAACCAAAUUGCCCGCCGCCAGCUCUCGGAGACGGAGUUGGAGCUGAAGGCCACCCUCGUGACUCUGUGGGAGCGCAGCGCCCAGCUGGAGGACCUCAAGGGUGCCCACAGCAUCCUUCAGCAGGAGCGAGAGGCUGUCGGCGAGGAGCUGGCGAGCGCAAAGGCGGAAAUGGAGAGCACCCGAUCCAGCAUGGAGGCCUGCGCCUGCUCCUUGCAGGAGAUGGACGGCGCUCAGACGCAGCUCCUGGAAAUUGCCAGUUUCCUCGAACGGGUGCUGCAGGGAGAGGUGGUCGACACGGCCCCCAGGAGGCGGCCCUGCACCCCCAGGCGACUCACCCCACACCGCUUUGGGACCUCCUUCGUGGACAGCAUCUUGCAGGCAGUGGCGGAGAGAGACGUGGAAACUCCCGGGAUUUGGAGCGAGAGCACCGCUUUCACAAAAGCCGUUCAUGAAGGUCCGCCCAAGCCGGCAGAGCUCCAGGAUCAACUCUCCACCCACGUCCAAGACUUGCUGGCCGUUUCAGAACAGCUCCGCCUCCUGGCUUCGCAGCAGCAGAGGGCCGCCCAGGAGGAGAGGGAAACCCUGCAGGCGGAAAUUUUGCGGCUCCAGGGCCUGGAAAGGGAGCUGGAGGCUGAGGUCGAUUCCCGUGACGCCAGCAUCGCCCAGCUGAGCAAGACUCUCCGCGACAGGAUGCAGGACGAAAAGGAGCUUCAGGAAGUUAUCCGGCAGCAGGACAGGAAGCUUCAGCAGCUGGAUGACCAGAGUGCAGACAUCCGGAUCCUAAAACUGGAGUUGGAUCAGCUGAAAUCUGACCUCCGCAGCUGCGAGAUGGAGAGGUCAGCCCUGUGGGAAGAGCUCAGGGAGCAGAAGCCGUCCAGCGCAGAUUGGGUCCAGGAGAAGAUGUGUCUGCAGCGGCAGGUUGCCAGGCUGAGGGAACUUCUGGCUGGCAAGGACAGCGAGAACAUGGACCUCGUGAUGAGAUACCAAGGCCGGGUGAGGCAUCUGGAGGAGCAUCUUUUCCACGCUCAACGGGAGGUGAAGGCCCUCAAGAGGACAGAGGCAAAGAUAAAGGAGGUGAUGUCUUCGCUUCCUGCUGAAGCUUCCCACAUCUCGGAAGUGCGCUUAAUUCUCGACCUCCUCGGAUGAAGCCGGCCGAGGGCUGGGGAGAAUAGGACGGAGAAAGGGGCUCUUUGCCGGCCUGAUCCGGCUGCAUGUGUGUAUUUAAAUAAAUGUGUGUGUGUGUCUUUUGCAAGGA